Molecule: messenger RNA, 5428 nt
Organism: Ictalurus furcatus (blue catfish)
Lineage: Eukaryota; Metazoa; Chordata; Actinopteri; Siluriformes; Ictaluridae
Product: zinc finger protein 32-like
Exons: 6
Coding region: 157-1479 (440 amino acids)
Biological process (GO): regulation of transcription by RNA polymerase II
Molecular function (GO): RNA polymerase II cis-regulatory region sequence-specific DNA binding; DNA-binding transcription factor activity
Source: RefSeq, a predicted model, not a curated record
GGAUCGAUUUAAAGACCAACGCUUGUUAUUGUGCAUGUAUUUGAAGAUGUUCACUAGGCUCCAUUUUAAAACCUGAGGUGAUUCUAGCAUCCUGCUUUUGAUGUGGUGAUCUUUUGCAGAAUCACAAGCCUUUAGACCUCAUAAUAAGACCUUAUAAUGGAAUCAACAGAGGUCCGACUGUGCUAUUACCCAAAACCUCCACAAACUCCUGCUGGCUCACAGUUUUGCGGAGAUGUGCAGACAGAAACUUGUACAGAUUCAGAUGGAGGGACAGGCUCUGUGGGACAUAUCAACCAUGUGGCCCAUCAAAUAUGUAUAAAAAAGGAAGAACCUGAAGAGGAAGGCUAUGUCUGUGAAGCAGCAUCAGGUUCUGUGGAACUCAUCACACCUGUGGACCACCACAUACAUGUAAAAAAGGAAGAACCUGAAGAUGAAAACUUUCUCUGUGGAGAGGCAUCAAGCCCAGUGGAAAACAUAGACCAACAGAACAGAGGAUUUGAAAUGAAGUAUUUAAAAGAGGAAGUGUCUGAAGAUGAAGACUACCUCUGUACAACUACAGUCUGUGAAAUGAAUGAUGCCCAGUUACAAGUCUUCACCUGCUCCUGGUGUUCACUAUCCUAUACUUCUCAAAUUUACCUCCACAAACACAUCAGAAGAUACCACUAUAAGGAAUAUGACAGACUGAUAAAAUCAGGAGAGAUAAAAGAUGAGAAUCUUAUGACUACAAGAAGCUCCAGUAUUCAGGAAACUAAUACUGGUACUGUCAGCAGCAACACCUCUAAUCGACGAAUGCAGAAAGAAAUCUAUCCUUGCUCAGAGUGUGGGAGGAGUUUUACUGAUCAGAGUAAUCUGCGACGUCACCAGCGCAUUCACACAGGAGAAAAGCCACAUCACUGCUUGCAGUGUGGAAAGAAUUUUAUUCGACAGAGUGAUCUCCAAAUACACCAGCGUGGUCACACAGGAGAGAAGCCGUAUCACUGCUCACAGUGUGAAAAGAGUUUUACAACCAAGGGCAACCUCCAAAUACACUACUCAGUUCAUACAGGAGAGAAGCCGUACCAUUGUCCAGAGUGUGGGAAGAGUUUUGCCCAGCAAGGUAAUCUCCAACGACAUCAGCGCAUUCACAAUGGAGAAAAGCCGUAUCACUGCUCACAGUGUGGGAAGAGUUUUAAUCAGCAAAGUACUCUUAAAGCACACCAGUUUAUUCACACAGGACAGAAGCCGUAUCACUGUUCCGAGUGUGGGAAGAGUUUUGCCCAACACAGUAAGCUCCAAAGACACCAGCACAUUCACAAUGGAAAAAAAACUUGUCACUGCUUACAGUGUGGGAAGACUUUUACAACCAAGGGCAAUCUCAUACAACACCAGUGCAUUCACAUAGCUGAGAAAACAUUUCAGUGCGUACAGUGUGGACGAAGAUUUACUAAUUCAUCCACGUUUAACAUCCACAAUUGCUCUAACAUGGAGCCAUCACUUUAAUGUUUUUACUACUGUGUCCAAGGAAGCAACUGCCCUACCCUAAUACUAGCUAUGAUAUAUUGUUUAAGCUGUGUGUGUGUGUGUGUGUGUGUGUGUGUGUUUGUGUGUAUUAUAUAUUCUUAGAAGAUACUCUGAGGUCAGCCUGACUUAACUGAUUUUUAAGGUGCUUUUCUUCUAUUUCUAUUUUCUUCUAUUUAUGCAGUUUUGCAUAUAAUGCUGUACAAUUCUGAAAAUGGAUUCUAAAGUAAUUGAAUCAGACCCAAACAUUGUGCCAACAGAGCUGUACCGCUGUAUCAGAAUGAUAGAUUUUUUUUGUUUCAUAGCUAGCAAAUGGAGUCUUGGGCCUGAUUCCUUACAGUUCUUAAAAUAUUCUUAAAUUAACUGAAACAUUCUGAAGUAUCACGGUUCUACCAGAUUAAUAGUUGUAUCACUGUACAAUGUGGUAAAUUUAAAAAAAAUUAUUAUUAUUUUUUUUUUACAAAAUAUAGUAUGUAUUAAAUUGUUUCUCAGUCAAGUAAAAAAAAUCAAGUUCUCAGUAUAUGAGGUGUGCGAGAAAGAUACGCCUGGCAAGUUGCCAGUCACUGUAUUAUGAAGUUGCCAUAGUAACGUUUAUCAGUGAGUGGCGCAACCAGCAUUCCACUUUUGACGACAAACCAGUAUUCUUGCUGUUAAAAUUAAACAUUCUGGAGGGAGAAUGUUUGUAUAUGAAUGAGGAGCAAUGUGUGCUCUUUGCCAGUGUGAAAGUGCAAGCGCCGGACUGUUUGGGUCGACGAAACAAUUCGGACUCGCAGGCACAAUGGCGGAUGCUGUACUGUUUUCAGGCCCAUUGGUAGUCACUGCACCAAGUUGCUCCAAAUUUGCAUAAAGUUAAACAUUCUCAACUUUGUUGCAACGCUGGACACGACCACAUCUAGUUGGUAACUGUUGCCGUUGCUUAUAUCGCCGGAAGUCGGCAGCUCUAGUUGAAAAUGAAUGGUCCCUGGUCGCUUUGUCACUGCGAGUCGCUGUACAUGUGAAUGUACCUUGUGUAGGCAACAGGGAACCAGCUCCUGCUCCAUAUACACUGAUGCAGUUAACACUUGUUACUGGUAACAGAAUGCUCCAGCAGGAGGCACUGUGAACAUUAACCCCACCAUAAACUCGCAACAGAACAAGAAGAGCUGCAAUUUCCUUCCACCCCCCACCCAUUUAAGUUUUGCUGUUUAUUUGAACAGUUUAGCUUUCUCACUGAGGUAAUCAACACUACAUGCAUAUAUUCCUGACUGGUGUUUUGAUAGGUUUUAAAAUAAAGCUUGUUAUUGUGUCUGUGUUUGAGGAUGUUUGCUGCAUUCUACUUUAAAACCUGAGGUAAGUAAAACUCUAUGAGAUGUGUUGCUAGCAGAUAGUGGCUGAAUCGCAAAUGGCUCCCUAAUUCCUUCAAAGUGCAGUAUAUAGAGAAUGAUACAGUGGCAUAUUCAGAGGAGACAUUUGGGAUUCUGUCUUGGAAAAACCUUUGGUUAAAUGAAUUCAAAGGACAUGUAAGUUAAAUUGUUUGUAUGCAACCUUUCAGCUUAUUAUUAGUGAUUUGUGUUUUAAACUUCAAAGUUGUAGUUAUUAAUAACAACACAAUAUGGCUAAUAAUUAUCUAAAUCCAGCUACUAAUGAUUGUCUGAUGCUUGGUCUUUAGUUAAAUAUUUAGCAAUUAAAAUAUUAACAGAAUAUAAAGGACAGUGUUAUUAUUUUUUUCAUAAAUUUGGAAUAACUAAAAUGACAUUUUAUCAUUUUACUGUACAAUUAUAUUUUAGCUGUUAUUUUACACAAUUAUGCAAUUAUUUUAAUGGACCAAAACUUCUGAUAACUGAAUGAUCUGAUGGAGUAAUUUUGUAUAGUCUGAAGUCAUCAAGAUGAUCCUGAAGGAUCUUAUCAUCCCAGCUCUAUAAAGGUGUACAUUGUAAUGAAAAUAUGUACUUUCAGAACCAUGGUACAACACAAGUACGGUUUCACAGAAGCAUAAGGAUGUACCGCAGCAAACCCAAACAACCUGCAGAAAGUCACAGAUAACCAAUAACUCAAACUGAAUUCAUUACCUCAAGGAGUAAUUUGGAUAGUUUAACUAAAUUUACUGUUCUUUUCACAUUCACUUCUUGAAUUCUAGGGGUCUCUGUUGUAGUUUAUUAAAUAAGUAUGAUACAUAACACCCACUACUUUUGUAAAUUACCUUCAAGCCUUGUAAGCAAAUAAAAAUUGUACAUUUGAGUUUUGUGUUUUUGUUUUUUCCUUUUAUUUGUCCAGAUUAAUAAUGCAAAUAAUAUAAAAGCUAACAGGUCCUGUUAGAUAAAGGAUGUAAAGUUUACAAGUUUACAACUGGCAUAGGGUACAAAAUGCUCAUUAAUCAUGCCUGCUGGAUUUAAAUAUUAAUCUUGUCCUAAGCAUAAACUGGUGUAAUUAUUUAUGAGAGAUUUACAGAAUUGGUGAAUGCAGCAUAUAAAUAGAUUAAAGGGCUGAACAUCAAUAAGACAGCAGUUUUAGCAGUGUCACUUGUAGCCAUUCACAAAAAGUAAAAUGUAUUUGUUGUUGCAUGAUUUAUAAAAUCUUAUUCAUUCACACAUUUAUUGUUAAGAAGAAUUUGGGUACUAGAUAGACUGCCCUCAGUUCCAGCUGUUUCUCCACACUACUCCCCAGCCAGUGAGGUGGGCAUUAGGUAAUAUGGCCUCUGGUGGACCCCUUAUAUGAGAAAAGCAUUUCAUAUCUCCAUGAGAGCUUGGGUCCCUCUCUCUGUGACCAGAAGCGUUUCUGUCUGGUAUUUCUGUGGGACAAUAAGCAAAUCUGGUAAUAUAAGUGAGCUUGAUCAUAUCUGCCACAUGUUGGGUGGACAGGGUUGCUUGUGUACUCAGUGAAACUAGUUUCACAGCAAUCAAUUGUAUAGCCUGAUUUGGUAUUAAGGAGGUUAUGGGAACUAGUACCAUGAUGUGUGCAAGGAUGGUGUACAUGCUCCUUGGUCUGGGCACUUGAAAGCCAAUUGUCCAAUUCCAGCAGCCGUUGAGAGUCCUGGGUAAAUGGAGGCACUCAAAUACCUGCUAGGGAUCUAUGAGGACCUUUGUGUCUCUUUCCAUAUUAGGGCUUGAAUAAGAGUGAUGAUGGAGCUGAUCAGCCAGGUUUUGGCAAUAUGAUGGUUCCAUGUAGCUGAUUCAUUUGGGUGUGCCAGUUUUUAGUUUCUGAAAGCUGUCCGUUUCUCUCAAGGGCUACCAAACAGUUUAUUCCCACAUCUGCCACCAUGGCUGAUGCCAACUAGAUGUGGGCCCCAAUCAUAAACCAUGAUCCUAGCCUAAAUGUGCAAGGUUGUGAGCAAGGUUUUGAUAAGCGCUACGAAAGACUCCAUCAAAAUCCUGUUUUCUCGUUAUCCAAACUGUACUAAAUCAGAAUCUAAACUUGCCAAACUAUUAAUCUGAAUAAGCUGAAAUUAAAUAGAAGUGUGUGAUAUAGUAACAGGAAAGAAAUAGCAUAUGUGUGUAUUGGGAAUAGUAUCUGGCAGGACCCAACAAAAUGUCAUGGGUCUUAAAUAACCUUUCAGUGUUCUUGAAGCGUUAAUGUUCAUCUAGAUAGGGAUCUGCUGAGCUGUUGGCAGAAAUGUAAUUCCUUUUUCUUCCCCUUGUGUCCUUUCUCAUUCAAGUAAAUUGACUUUUUUUACACAGUCAAUUUUUCCCAUGCAUCUAUAUCCCAUUUAAAGAAAGAAAAGUACUAUAUUACAUUCCACCCAUAGGUCUUUGAUAUUGUUUAAAGUAAUCAUAUUCUGCAUCGAGUGUAUUGCUUUACAGAACCUUCUAAAGUUCUGUUUAUGAUUUGAUAAUCCUUUUUCAGGAUCACAACCCUUUAGAACUCAGAAUAAGACCUUAUAAUGGAAUCAAUGAAGGUCCAACCAUGCUCUUCUAGAACACAACCACAAACUCCUGCUGGCUCACAGAUAACGUUU